This is a messenger RNA of Cajanus cajan (pigeon pea), 1297 nucleotides long. The record is from RefSeq and is a predicted model, not a curated record. Lineage: Eukaryota; Viridiplantae; Streptophyta; Magnoliopsida; Fabales; Fabaceae.
UUUAUUGCUUGUGUGCACAACUCUCUUGUAGCAUGAAUCUGUUUUGCCGAACAAAAAUCCCUUACUUUUGGUUAAGUUUUAAAUAAUUCAUUAUAAUUUAACACUUUACUAACCUAAUUCAUGAUUUCUUUUCAUUCCCAGAUACUACUCGAAUUGUAUAGUUUAUUGCCUAAUCUAUUUACUCCGUGUAUAUUCAUUAUGAUUUCUUUUGUUCUUGGUCGGAUAACCCUGGUGCGUUCAUUGUCUCACAAUCAUUAAAUGGCGACAACUACAAUUCUUGGAGCCGCGCAAUCAGAUUCGUCGAUGGCACGAUUCCUAAGCCUAAGGAAACUGCAAAAUCUUUCCAUUCUUGGCAACGCAACAACAAUAUCGUUGCUUCUUGGUUAUUAAAAUCUUUCCGCCGCAGUCAUAUGGAAUGAUCUUCGAAUACGUUUUCAACAGCAAAAUGGUCCACGCAUUUUUCAAUUGCGACGCGAUUUGAUGACCUUGAAACAAGGUUCCUUUUCUAUCACUCACAAUUUUACCAAGGUCAAAGCCUUAUGAGAAGAAUUGGCUGAAUACAAACCCCCACACACUUGUGGUUGUGGUGGUAUCAAAUCUUGGAUUGAUUAUCAUCAAUCUGAAUAUGUCAUGUUGUUCUUGAUGGGAUUAAAUGAGGGUUAUUCUCAUAUCAGAGGGCAAAUUUUGUUAAUGGACCCAAUUCCAUCAAUAGAAAAGGUUUUCUCUCUAGUAAUGCAAGAAGAGAAACAACAAGAAAUUGGAAUUGCAGAAAAUUCCAAUGACACACCAACAGUUUUUACAUACAAAUCAGGAUCCAACGACAGUUCAAGCAAAAACAGGCCCAAGUGUGAACAUUGUCAGAAACUUUGUCAUACCAAGGACAAAUGCUUCAAGCUUCAUGGGUACCCUGCACAUCUGAAAAGGGGACGCUCAGCCAAUGCUGUCAAUCAAGUUUCAGAUACACAUGAUAAGUCAUUUCAGGUUACAACAGAUCGAUAUCAACAACUUAUCUCACUACUACAGAAUCAACCCACACCCAGUACCAACAUUGACAGUAAUCCCCUUGUAAAUGGAUACUCUUCACAAACGGACGAUUAGCACAGGUGAAGCUGUAAAGGGAUUAUACCUUUUGAAACAGCCUUCCAACAAACAACAAACUGAUACUGUUUUUUGUUCUAAUGCUAGUCUGCCAACACACUUUACUUUCAUUUCUAGUUUUCCCACUUGUAAUAAACAGACAGAUAUAUGGCACAAUAGGUUUGGUCAUGUGAAUGACCUUGUUUUGAAAACGUUAAGU